Molecule: messenger RNA, 6704 nt
Organism: Drosophila ananassae
Lineage: Eukaryota; Metazoa; Arthropoda; Insecta; Diptera; Drosophilidae
Gene: Dlg5
Product: disks large homolog 5
Exons: 10
Coding region: 563-6295 (1910 amino acids)
Molecular function (GO): protein binding
Source: RefSeq, a predicted model, not a curated record
ACUUUUAUUUGCAUAUUUUCUAAUUCUUAAAACUUCUGUGUCUUGUUAUUUAAAUAGAUGAUAAACUACAGGAGUAGUGUGAUUAUUUUUAGCUUUUGUGUAAUAAUUAGUUGAGAUUUUUAGUUCAAUUAGUAAAAAGAAAAUGUACCAUUUUUUAAAUAUGUUUCAAAUUUAAUUAGAAUAUGAUUUGAAAUUUGGAAUCGGCCAUCUGGCAACACUGAAACAGCUGACCAGCCGGCAGUGCUGUAAAGCGUUCAAAAUGAAUGAGUGAAAAAUAAAAAAGUGACGUUUGCAUUGUGUAGUUGUUUUUUUUUUGUUGGUUUUUCGUUCGUUUUUGGUUGCUUUAUUCGACGGCCAUUCGUCAUCGUUGGCGCGGCGAUUGUAAGUCCGUGAAAGAUUGGCCCUAUUCCGUAUUCCACGCCGUGGAGUUUGACCUUUUUGCCGCGUUUCAAUAACUUCCGGGCAUCGUCGCUGCUCUUUCCAAUUGUUGUUGUGCUCCUUCCGUUCUGGCACGAUCGAAAACGCUUCCCCUUCAUGUUGAGUUGUGCCUGAAGAUGUUGUGAUGGCGAAGAUGGCAUCGGGAGAUCUUUCGCUGACCAGCACGAGCAGUCAGGAGGAAGAGAGCUCGGAAUAUGUGGGCUAUGACAGCACCCUCCGGCCGCCGUCGAACUCCAGCGGCAGCACCACGGCGGCCAACAUGGCCAACAACAACGGGCCCUCCAAGGUGGUCAACAGCUCCGGCGUCUCCUCCGGCAACGGCAAGAAGUAUGACCUGCUGCAGGCGCAGUACGAGUCCGCGCUGCUGGAACUGGGGAAGCUGCGCCACCAGAACGCGAACAGCAAACACCGCUGCGACGAGCUGACCUCCGAGCUGAGGCUCUACCAGGAGCACUACAUGGCCGACCGGAACAUUGUGGCGGAGAGUGCACGGCUGAAGCGGCUGCUGUUGGAGAACCAGCAGGGCCAGGGCCAGAACGGCAACAGCCAGGCUCCGCCGGGGGCCAGCGGGAAUCCCUACUACUUCGGCAAGGCCCAGGGAUGUGACGGCAACUGCAGCGAGAAGAUCGCGGAGCUGAAGAAGGAGCGGAACAUGGUAGCUGUGGAGCGCGAGAAGUACAAAAAGUCCUACAUCGAGCUGGAGAAGGAGCACAGCUACUACCGCGAACGGAGCGAGGAGAACCAGACCCUCAAGCUGCUGCUCUCAAAGGAAACCAAGAACGUGGUGUCGCUGAACGAGGAGCUGAACCAACUGCUCUCCGAGAAGGAUAAUGUGCUGCAGGAGCACCAGAAGAUGUCGGACGACCUGGUCCUGGCCAACAAGGAGAUCGAGCGACUGAAGAAGGACGAGCAGCUGGCCCGGGGCGAGAUAAAGGCUCUCCAGAUCGCCAAUGCGGAGCUGAAGAAGAGGGACCUGCUGAAGUCCCGCGAGAGCUCCUGGUCGAAGGAGUUCCCCAGCGGCAAGGAGCUGGAAAACAGCAAGGAGCUGGAGAAACUGCGGAAGAGCCUGGAAAAAGCCCUCUCCGAGGUGGAGCGUUCCAGCCAGGACGCCGAGGAGGCCAAGCGAGUGCGAGACUGGGCCAUUUCCCAGCGCGAGAAGAUUGUCCAGGAGCGCGACUCCGUCAAGACACUGUGCGACAAGAUGCGCCACGAACGCGACAAAGCCAUCUCCGACUCCCUGAUGGCCAUCCGCGACAGCGAAAAGAUCAAGAAGCAGAAGGACGAGGCCCAGAAGAAGAUCGAUGUGCUGAAGGAGCAACUGGAGCAGCAGGAGCGGCACAAUCUGGACAGCAGUGCCUCGGGCUCGCGUCGCAGCUUCCGGCUAAGCAGCUACGAGGGCGAGGACCUCCUGGAAGUGGAGCUCUCCGGCUACGAGCACACCUCCGACCUGGGCAUCAUUCUCGACGACAGCAACAAACGGAAGCUGGUCUGUGGGGUGACCAGCAGCUCGCCCGCCUGCGGCAAGCUCAAGAUCAACGAUGUCAUCUGCAAGGUGAACAACCUGGACUGCCAGUCCCUCUCCAAGCGCAUGGUGCUCGACGAGAUCCGGGCCUGUGCCCCGCGCUCGCUGCUCUUGGUCUCCCGGACGCGCCACAGCAAGCGACACGCCUACUCCGUCCACUUGAAGAGCCGGGACCGCGAUGUUCCGCACGGUCUGCAGCUCGACAUGGGCGUGUUCAUCGCCAAGAUCGAGCAGAACUCUCUGGCGUUUUAUGAGCCGGAACUGGACGUUGGCGAUCGGGUCCUGAGCAUCAACAACAAGUCCAUGGACUCGGUGCAGUCCAUCGAGGAGGUGAUGCAGCUGCUGAACGAUCCACGGAGCGACGGGCUGAACCUCUUCGCUCUGAAGUACGUGCAGGACCAACUGCCGCCGGGCAUGACCACCUCGUCGGCCCAAACAGACUCCAUCGACUCCAUGCAGCAUGUCAGCGGAAGCAGUGGUGGAGGUGGUGGAGGCAGCGGAGCUAGUAGCGCCACCAAACAUCCGUCCAAGUUCGCCGAGUUCUUUUUCCGAAAACUGAAGUUCAGCAAGCCCGGCACGCCGGAGGAUAACUUCGAGCAGGAGCACGACGACGCCAUCGCUGCCUUGGACUCGGUUCUCUGCGAGAGCAGCUCGGAGAAGAGCAAGGAGAACCUGUUCAACCGCAAGAAGCGCACCAAGAAGGAGAAGGAGGCCUCGAAGAGCAUGGGCACCUGGCCCCGGACGAACAUCUCGCACGACAAUCCCACUGGGACGAUGCGGGGCAACGAGAAGAAGCGGGCUCUGAUGUCCCUGUUCACAGCUGGUCCCAUCAAUGUGGACAAGGACGACGAACUGGUACCCGACACAAUGGUUGGGCAGCCGGAGAAGCAGCCGCCGACCAUGCUGCAGGAGCAACUGCCACCACCAUUGCCGCCACAGAUGUCCAAGCCGAUGGCCCACAUCCGGGGGCCCAAUGGGAGUGCCAUCAAGACGCACCCCAACCGGAACUCCAACCCUGUGAGCUCGGGGCACUCGGCCCUGUUCCCCCAGGGAACUGGCGGCGGCAUGCCCAUGAUGGGCUACCCCAGGCACUCGCUCUACGGAGGAGCUAUGUCGCCGGAAGAAGUCGGAGGCCAGAAGCCGUUGCAGCGAACUGCCCCGCUGAUGGGCGCCAAUGCCAGGGUGAAGAUGCCCUCGCAGGAGCGCUACGGAUCUCGGCCGCACAGCAACCAUCGGCUCUCCCUGAACAUCACGCCCAGUGGCGACUUCUAUCAGCCCAAGACCAGUGGCCAGCAGGCCCAGCAGCAGGUGAUGAACGCCUCCUCGGCUUCCGCCGGAGGUCUGGGAGUGGGCGAAGGUGGCGGCGUGACUGGACCGGCGGCCGGAGAGUUUCCGGUGCGCAAGCAGCAGGUCUUUGACGUCUUCCAUCCGCCGCCGCUGCCCAAGACGAGCUCCGGAUCCAAUCCCAAUGCCGUCUUCAUGCCCCUGAAUCCGUCGCGAUCGAACCACCCCGCGGACGUGGCCUCCCUCAAGUCGCAGAACUCCAUCGAGUCCAUCCUGUCGGCCAAGAGUCCGGGGAUCAGCGACUACGCGAUAUACGGAAAGCGGUAUGUGCCCAUGCCGCAGGCGGUGAGGCAUGUCCCGAAGUACCCGAGUGACAGCGAGAGCAUCGGCUCCGGCAUCCAGGGCGGCUAUGGGGGCGUGAUACAGUCCACCCACAUGCCGGGCAAUCGGCACACCCAGCUCUUUCCGACCUUCGCACCCGGGGUGAGGAGCAACCGGCGGUCCAGUCCACUGACCUUGCCUUCGCCGCCACCGCAGCAGAUGCAGCAACAGAUGCCGCCAGUGGGCAUCCCCAACGACAGCGUGGGCAUACCCACCGACCUGGAGUACCAUCCCCAGCUGCCGCAUCCACAUCCCCAUCCGCAUGCAGCCUACCUGGACUAUAACCACGCCCCCUUUCCGUACAUGGGCAUGGGCGCGGGCGGAGUGGUGGGAGGAACUGUGUCCGGGGUGUCGGGAGGGAUGUACGAAGGGGGAACAUUUCCGCGCAAGAAGGACAACCAGCGGCUGAGGAUCCCCUCGAAUCCCAGCGUGGCCAGCAAGAGCAGCAGCAUGGUGAAGAACAGCUCGGGCAGCAUCGACCACCACUAUGUGACCAGCGCGACGCCGGCCUCGGCAGGAUCCAUGUCGGCCUCCUCCUCCGACCGGGCGCCCAUGUCCCUGAUGAGCUCCAGCAUGCACAACAGCUAUGUGGCCGGAGGCAAUGGUACUGGAUCGGCAGUGGGAGUAUCGGGCGGAGGCGGAGGCGGCGGUGGUGGGGGCGGCAGUGGCCGUGGCUCACCUAUGCCCCAGGUCCACGUGGAGGUGCUGAGCCACGGCGGCGGGGCCAGUGGCAAGCGUAGCUCGAAUGUGCCCGCGGAUUUUCUGUGCCCCGGAGACCUUAGAAGAGUCACCAUCGACAAGCGCGACAAGUCGCUCGGUAUCACCAUACAGUGCAACAACAAUGGCGGCGGCAUCUUUGUUGCCACCGUCACCGACAAAAGCACCGCGAUGCGUGCCGGUCUCCAGGUGGGCGAUCAACUCUUGGAAGUUUGCGGCAUUAAUAUGCGAGCGGCAACGCAGGAGAUAGCAGCCAAUGUGCUGCGACAGUGCGGCGAUUCCUUCACCAUGCUGGUCCAAUAUAAUCCGGAGAAAUUCCCUUCAAUGGAGUACGAGGGAGCUCACAAUCUGGAACAAGAAUCUCCCGUCAACCACUCGGGCUCUCCCACGCCGCGCAACUCGCCACGUCCUCCGGCGCGGAACUCCAUCUUCCCCUUGCCUCUGCAGCCCGUCCAGCCACCAUCGACGAGGCUGGGAUCGAGGGCUCCGCUCUCCCAUCAGUCCAUCAAGGAUCAGAGCUUCACCGACAGCCUGGAGAACCAGUCGGACAUAAGCAGUAGCCAGGAUAUGCCCUCCUCGGCGGCCACCACCACCACAACAACGGCAUCCGCCACGUCCACGGUUUAUGAUGAGGAGCCGAAGCCCGCCAUGCCGUUGCCACCGCCGCCCACCUCCGUGCCGGCAGAGACUCUGAGGUAUGUCACGUUGCACAUGGACAAGUCCAAGAACCUGGGCAUCAAGCUGUUCGGCGGAAACAAAGUGGGCAUCUACGUCCACGACGUGGCACCUGGCUCCCCAUCGGAUCAUGCCGGCAUUCGCAAGGGCGACCAGAUACUCGAGUACAAUGGUGUUGACCUGAGCGGUGUGACCGCCGAACAAGCCGCCAACGAGAUCUCCAAGCUGACGGACACGGUCACCAUGCUGGUGCAGAACAAGCUACACACCCUCAAGCAAAUCAAGGAUGAGCCCGGGGACUCGUUUUACAUCCGAGUGGGGUUUGAUCGCACUGGGGAGCUGAACGAGGACGACUUGCGGUUCGUCAAGGACGAGGUGCUCUACGUGGACAACACGGUUUUUAAUGGCACCUUUGGCUUUUGGCGCGCCUGGAAACUGGAUGCCAUGGGCCAUCGCAAGGAGUGCGGCAUCAUUCCCAGCCAAAUGAAGGUGGAGGAGGAGCUGCGAUCGGGCGAGGUGGUGGACUGCGAUACGGGAACUGCCAGACGGGGCAGCACUUCGGCCCGCCGAUCGUUUUUUCGUCGCAAGAAGAACCAACGCAGCUCGUCCCGCGACUCCACGGAGAUUGCCAGCUUCAGCAAUACACAGCUCAGCUUCUUUCCAGACCUAGGCCUUCUCAGCGACGAUGGCGGGGCGUUGAGCUACCAGCGCGUGGAGCUGCUAGACUCACCCAUCCGCCGGCCUGUCUUGAUCAUUGGUCCUCUGUCGGAGUGCGUCAUGGACCGCCUGACCAUUGACUUUUGUAAUCUGUUCAAGUUGUGCGAGGUGACCGCCAUGGACUGCUCCCAGGAGGCCAUGGAGGAGAGCCUCAAGGAGAACAUAAUCGUGGACUACCGACGGCGGGGCAACAAGUUCGAGUGCACCACCGUCGAAGCAAUCAGCAAUGCUUGCAAAAAUGAUCGACGUCACUGUAUCCUGGAUGUUUCCAUUUCCGCUGUGGAACGACUGCAGCGCCUGCAAAUCUAUCCAAUUGUUCUGCUCUUGCGCUUCAAGUCGGCCAAGCAGAUUCGGGAGAUUCGCGACUUCGGCACCGACAAGAUCUCCGCCAAGGCGGCCAAGGAGAUGUACGAGAGGGCCAUGAAGCUGGAGACAGACUACAAGCAGUACAUAUCUGCCGUUAUACCCGGUGUGAGCAUCAAACACAUGUGCACCCAAAUCAAAGACGCCGUCGACAAGGAGCAGGACAAGCUGCUCUGGGUGCCCGUUUCAAUAGCCUGAUCCUGGAGCUUCCUAGUUUAAGUAAUUAGCACACAAUGCGACACUCACUUUUAGUAUUUUUUCAACGCGCAUCAAUCAAGUAUCAAGUUCGUAUUCGUUUUCGUUAAACGCAGAGUAUUCAAUGGGCGUCCGACCUGCUGGCGCGGUAUUUCUACCUGUUUCUUGUCUCUGUCAUCUUAUUUAUGUCCGUAGUUGUAGUCUAUAUCUGUCCGAUCCGGCGACAAACCACACUUUAUAUGUAUAUCCAUAUAUCUGGAGGUAUUUGGAGAGCAGCAUGCUAAGCCGAAAGUCUGUUUAUAUGCAAUUUAUUAUUAUGUAUUUGUUAGUACAUACUUUAUAUUUUUUUAUCGACCUGAACGAUUGAGGAAUAAACUGGUGGCAAUAGAUUGGCUUUAAAUUUAAAUUGAAA